This is a messenger RNA of Entamoeba dispar SAW760, 1746 nucleotides long. RefSeq names its product serine/threonine protein kinase MARK2, putative. The record is from RefSeq and is a predicted model, not a curated record. Gene Ontology annotation, biological process: intracellular signal transduction; protein phosphorylation. The transcript has a single exon. Bases 1 to 1746 code for a protein of 581 amino acids. Lineage: Eukaryota; Evosea; Mastigamoebida; Endamoebidae. Gene Ontology annotation, cellular component: cytoplasm. Gene Ontology annotation, molecular function: ATP binding; protein serine/threonine kinase activity.
AUGACACAAAUACACAAAGUAGGACCAUUUUUAAUUGGGAAUAAAUUGUUAGGAGAAGGUGCAACAGGAAAAGUCUUUUUAUCAUUUCAUGAAGAGACUAAUAUUAAAGUUGCAAUUAAAGUUAUUGAUAAAGUAAGUAUUUGCAGUCAUCCUGAAAAGAAAAGAAAGGUUGAGAGAGAGUUAGCAAUUCUCCGAAUUAUUCAUCACCCAAAUAUUAUUGACUAUUACGCAUCUUAUGAAACAACAAAACUACUUUUUUAUGUUCAAGAAUUAUUAAGUGGAGGAGAACUAUAUGCAUAUGUUGAGAAAAAGAAGAAAUUAUCAUUAGAAGAAUCAGUUAAGUUUCUUUUACAAAUAAUUUCUGCUUUAAAAUAUAUUCAUAAAUGGCAAAUAUGUCAUAGAGAUAUUAAGCUAGAAAAUAUUUUGUUAAGUCAAGAUUGUUCAACAGCUAAGUUAUGUGACUUUGGAAUGGCAACAUAUACUGGGGGAAUGCCUCUAAGAGAUUCUUGUGGUAGUACAUUUUAUGCUGCACCAGAAUUAUUUACUCAACCAACAUAUGAUGGAUGUGUUGCAGAUAUUUGGUCAUUAGGAGUUGUUUUUUAUGUUAUGAUUUUUGGAUUUAUGCCAUUUCCAGGUGAGACUGAUGAAGAAUUUGUUGAAAAUGUAAAAAAGUUAACAUACCAAAUUCCUUUUGAACUUCCACAUCCAAUCCAUGAAGCUUUAACUGGAAUGUUAUGUGGUGAUGUUAAACAACGUUUGACUUUAGAUAGAGUUAAAGUACUUAUUGAACCUUUUUCUCAAAUAACAACACCAGCCCGUCCAAUACCAUCGAAGAAAAUGAAUUAUUCCAUGUUUGAUAGUUUCCAAGAUUUAAGUAUAUCAAUUAAUGACACCGUUGUAAGAAAUAACCAAAAUUCAUUGGAAAAUGAUGGGAUUAUUGAAAAUGAACCAAAUAAAAUUGAAGAUAUUGAAACAAUUGCUGGUGGUCCAAUAACUAUUGUUGAUACUAAAGUUAUGCAAAUGUUAUCGUCUUUAUUAACUCCAUUACAUAUUUCUAAAAUAAGGGAAGAAUUAUUUGCUCCUAAUCCAAAUACCGUACGUGCUUUUUAUCGUUCUAUUACUGAACACACACAAAAUUCCUUAAAAACAUUAACUUCUUCAAAUUUAAAAAUAAAAACAGUUAAUACAAAUACUACACUAUUCCCUGUUUCUCCAUUACUUUCAGACCCUUCUUCUUAUAAAAAAAGUGUUUCUCCAGCAUUUUGUGAAUUACUUAAGAAGAAAAGGAGUUGUUCUCCUAUUAACAUUAAAUAUAAAGAAACAGUCUCUCCUCCUUCUUCUGUUAAUAUCCCUCAUGAAAUUGAUGUUUUCCUUUCUCCAAUAGAAGGGCCUUUUAUUCACCAAGCAACUAUUGAUAUGACACCUUCAAAAGCAAUAAUCAAAAUCAAUGAGAUAUUAAAAGAACUUGGCAUUGAGAUUGAACAUCAAAUCACUGUUGAUAAUAUUGAAAAGUGUUUAUAUCACUAUGACGUUGAUGAUUCUUUAAAUAAAAAUAAAGCUGCUCUCAGUCAAAUUAUAUUUACUAUUCUUAUCAGCGUCGGAGAUACUUCUGAUAUUGACGUCAGGUUCGAAGAUAAAACUAUUAUUAAAUUUGAACUAUCCGAAGGAAGUGCUUUGGUAUUUGGAGAUUUAUGGAAUGUGAUUAAAAGACAAUUAUUAGAACAUGAUAGUUUUCCUAUUGAAUAA